AUGUUGGCGUCUCGCGUCCUGUUCUCCAAGAACGCCGCGGCUGCUGUCCUGUCUCUGCAGCCGGCACGCUUUGCCCACCAGGGGGACAACUGGGGCAACUGGGGACACACCAACGUGGCGCUGGUGUACUCUGGCUGUGGCUGGUGGGACGGCACAGACGUGCACGAGGCGACAUACACUAUGUAUCAUCUGAGUCGUAACGGUGCUCGCUUCCAGCUGUUCGCUCCCAACCAGCAGCAGAUGCACGUAGUGGACCACAGCAAGAAGCAGACAGCAGCCGGAGAGAACAGGAACAUGCAGGUUGAGUCGUGGAGGUUCCUCCAUAACCAUCUGGGUCAGCUGCAGGUUCAGGACCUCUCCAGACUGGACGUCAACUCCUACGACGCGCUCAUCUUCCCUGGGGGGCACGGAGUACUCAAGAACCUGUCCUCCUAUAGUAAGGAUGGUAAGGACUGUAAGCUGCAUAGCGACGUGGAGAGAGUCCUGAAGGAAUUCCACAAGAACCGCAAACCCAUCGGGUUGUCCAGCAUGGCUCCUCUGCUUGCGUGUCGCGUGUUGCCAGAUCUGGAGGUGACGAUGGGUUACGAGCGGGACGAGAGCUCGCGCUGGGGGAUGUGGCCCAAUACCCAGCUGGUGCAGGCCGUCAAGAGCAUGGGGGCGCGACACAACACCCGCGAGGCAUACGAGGCGUAUUGUGAUGAGAAGAAUCGUGUGGUGAGCACCCCGAGCUUCAUGUGGGAGACGGACUUCCACUACCACUACAUACACGACGGCAUCGGCAGCAUGGUCAAGCACCUGCUCAGGAUGACCUCCAAGUGA
Engraulis encrasicolus (European anchovy) is the source of this 819-nucleotide messenger RNA. RefSeq names its product glutamine amidotransferase class 1 domain containing 3, like (gene gatd3l). The coding region runs from base 1 to 819 and encodes 272 amino acids. Lineage: Eukaryota; Metazoa; Chordata; Actinopteri; Clupeiformes; Engraulidae. The transcript is spliced from 7 exons. Gene Ontology annotation, cellular component: mitochondrion. The record is from RefSeq and is a predicted model, not a curated record.